Jatropha curcas is the source of this 781-nucleotide messenger RNA. RefSeq lists its product as uncharacterized. The record is from RefSeq and is a predicted model, not a curated record. NCBI's taxonomy places the organism in Eukaryota, Viridiplantae, Streptophyta, Magnoliopsida, Malpighiales, Euphorbiaceae.
UCAUAUGAUAGCUUACAAGCUUUUCCAAUACGGUGUGCUCUUGAAAAGUCCAAACCCAGGCACCAUUCAUACCUCUCCUUCAUAUUUGCUUCUUAUACAUAAGCAAAUAAUCUUCUAAACAUCUUCUAAACCCACACCACCCCUUUUCUCAAAUUGUUCGACCUUUCAAGAAACACAAAACUCCCUACUGAAUAAGAACUUUGAAUUCUUGCUUUUCUUUUUCUUGUUUUGUUUGUCGUCAUGAGGGCUAAAGGGCACAACCAGAGCAAAUUCAUGAAAAUCGUUACAAUUCCAAUAAAAGUAUUGGGCAAAGCAAGGGAUCUUUACGUUAACAGCAUGUCUAGCUGCGCUGCUAGAACCAGUUACAGCCACUGCACAUCCUUGCCAAACGGAAACUUGCUUAAGAGUUACAGUAUGGGUUCAUCUAUGUCUAAUGACAAUGACGAUUACAGAGAGCUUAUAAGGGCAGCUUCCGUCAGAAGCCUUGGCCACAAGAACGAAAUCGAUAUGGUAUUGCAGCAAAUGAAGCAGGCAUCGACGAAACAACAAUUGCCUAAGAGUUGCAGUGUAGGGAUGGGAUUUAUGGGAAGGAUUGAUGAGGAGAAACCAGGCAUGGAAGAAGAAGGCAGUGUUGACGGUUCAAAGAAGGGAACAAAAGCAGAUUUGUAUCCAAGAAGCAGAAGCUAUGCUGUUGGUAAAACAGGUGCUGCUUUUUGAUAAUUUCUUUGAGAUUGGGAAGGAAGUUAAUUCUGUUUCCUUUUUUUUUUUUUUUUUUUUUUUU